Homo sapiens (human) is the source of this 4839-nucleotide messenger RNA. It is a transcript of the gene COX19, whose product is annotated as cytochrome c oxidase assembly factor COX19. The coding region runs from base 41 to 313 and encodes 90 amino acids. NCBI's taxonomy places the organism in Eukaryota, Metazoa, Chordata, Mammalia, Primates, Hominidae. The transcript has 3 exons. Gene Ontology annotation, biological process: protein folding. The record is from RefSeq and is marked validated. Gene Ontology annotation, cellular component: cytosol; mitochondrial intermembrane space; mitochondrion.
GUACGCUCGCAAGGCGCUCGCAGACUCCGGAGUCGCCAACAUGUCGACCGCCAUGAAUUUCGGGACCAAGAGCUUCCAGCCGCGGCCCCCGGACAAGGGCAGCUUCCCGCUGGAUCACUUAGGUGAAUGUAAAAGCUUUAAAGAGAAAUUCAUGAAGUGUCUUCAUAACAAUAAUUUUGAAAAUGCUUUGUGCAGAAAGGAAUCAAAAGAAUAUUUAGAAUGCAGGAUGGAGAGAAAAUUGAUGCUACAAGAACCAUUGGAGAAACUGGGAUUUGGAGACUUGACUAGUGGAAAAUCAGAGGCAAAAAAAUGAAUUUUGAUGAGAAGACCCCUGGGCCGUGUUCAGUGGUCUCUCAGGACGGAGGGCAUCAUCCUGCCUCUUAGGUUGGCUGAGGCCUGCGUGUGGUGUCCUUAGAAAUGGGCUUCGAAUAGAAGCUCCAGCCCUGUGGGGGCGUCUCCUGGGUAGGGAGUGGCGUCCCGUUUUCCCUUAGGAGGGUGUUUCUGCAUUGAACCCCUGAGUGGGACGGCGUUCCCGGCAAAGCUGGGAGGGAGGCGAGCGUGGGGCAAGACCCUUGUCUUCGAGGCCGGGGCCCUCUUGUAUGGGGCGGUUUUAUGUUGCAGUCCUCUGAUACUUUCUGAGUUCAAAGAGGUAAAUGUAUAAAUUUCAGUCCCUUCUGAACACAGAUAUCAUCAGAAAAUUACCAUUCCCUAGCAGGAUGUUUUCGUGUUUGUAUUCGUAUAUGCCAGUUCAUUUCCUUUGAAAAAAAAAAAAAGUGGAACACAAAGUAGGAAGUGAGAACCUUCUGGCUUUGGAUGGAUUGACUUCUUGAUUCUUUCUGGUUUUGCCUGAACACCAAGUAGCUUCAUAAUCAAAGGGUCAUUUUCUGGUUUGUAUCAGACCGUAUUUAUAAAGUUGGGUAUUUAAUUUCAGUAACUCCUGUAUUUUAACAGAAAAAGAACCUGAGUCCAUUUGCAGUUAGGCUCGCACCAGCUGUCUUCUGUGCCAGCCAGCUCCGCCCGAGACCCCGGCACGUGUUCGCAGCACAGCCUGGCAGGGGCCCUGAGCGGAGUUCUCAGCCCGUCUGUGCCAAAGUUGCCUGUGGGUCACGGAAACCCGGCCCAUGUCCACCCAGUGCGUCAGGCCAGCCGGGGCCCAAACCUGUGGAUGGAACGCAGGUGCCUGCACAUCUGGGGCCUCAGCCAGACCUGUCUCCUUCCCAGGCACUGUCGGAAAGGGGCUGGCUCCUGUCUGGUCAGUGGAGGAUGGUGGCAGGAGACGGGGUGGGGAGGUCCAGGUCACGUCCUCUCUGGCGACCCUGGCAGUGGCUGUCUCCAAGCCCUGGCAGGUGGGGCCACCAAUCUGGCCGACCUCAGGCUCUGGGAAACAGGCUGCCCUCGUCCCUCUGCCUGUGGGUGGCUGAGGCUUCUCAGCCCAUCUCCAGUUCUCUGCAGCAAAGGCCCUCUGUUUCUGUCCUGCAGUGGUGGCCCUUUCGUGGUUAAACAUGUCCCUCCCCUCCUCACAGAACUGAGUACCUAUUGCGGCUGGGCCCGCCCAACCCUGUGUCCCUGCACCCAUGGGUUCUACCACCUGAUUCGGCUGCAGCUGUCACUGUCCCGUGUCUGCUCUCUGUCAGGCCUCUGAGUGCUGCAGACGUAUUAACAUAUCACCGCUAGUUGAUGGAAAGUCUUGUUUCUUAUUAGAAUAUUUUGUGUAGGCACAGGGUUGCCCCAGCACUGUCUAUAGCAACCCCAGUGUCCUCACAGUGCACGUGAGCCGUGACGCAGCCACCGUGGAGUCGGCGCUGACGCGGUGUGGCCACGUGCCAUGAGCUCGCCAACGCAGUGCGGCUAUAUGGCGUGAGCUUACUGUGAAGUGGAGACAGGCAGGGACACAGGAAACUACAAACGAGAAAUCCAGAAGGAGGAGCUGGAACUGAUGGGCAUAGCCGGCCGCGAGCCCCUCCGAGCACCCCUGGGGGUGGAGUUCUGGCUGUCAUGGCAGAGGGUUUCACAUGCUCAAAAAGUAAAUGAACCAGGAUGUGAGGGGAACACAACAGACCAUGCCGACGGAGCUCCCGGGCCCAGGCCGGGGCCUCUUCCCAUCGCACUCUGACCCGCCGUCGGGAGUGCCCAGGCCCGGGUCGGGCCUGCCUCUCCGCUCGCACCGCACUCUGACCCAUCAGGAGUGUGGGGAAGACCGUCGACCAAAGGUGGGAAAGACAGGAAAGAUACUGUACUCUAAGUAGUAAAUUUGUUUUUUGCGUGGACGAUUCUGAAGCUGUAUUCUGAGAUGGAAAAAACUAGAAAUACAUCGUGGAUGAUGAGAGCCAGGUGUAUUGAGCUCCUGCUUUUCUAACGUACAAAGGUAACUGGAUAGAGAAACGGAGUGAUCGCCCUCACCUGGCCAGGGUGUGCUCCGAGACCCCAGCAGGUGCCGAAGCCGCGGAUAGUCCCGAAUCCUGUCCAGGCGCUGUUUUUUCCUGUACGUACCUGUGAUCAAGUCUGAGAUGUGACAGCAAAACUGACAGAACUUCGUGCUUCCCUCUUCAAAAUGUCACAGAUGGGCACUGUGUUCUUACCGGAGAUCUUAGCAACCUCGGCAUCUGGCUGUUUUUCUUAUAGGUCAGGAGUUUCCACCUUUUCCCUUAAAGGAAGCGCUUGGCAGCUUCUCUGGUGUGUCUGAGUCGCCAGCAUCACCACUGUCCUGUUCUGGGGCCAUUCUUAAGUAAAAUAAAAGCUUCUUGGACCCAAGCACCACAUCACCGCGAUGGCUGGUCUGAUCACCGAGAUGGCUGCUGAGUGCCUGGCAGGCAGGGUGGCGUGGAUGGCCCGAAACGCUGGACGGAGGGAGGGUUGAUGUCCCAGCAGGACGGCUGCUCAGAACAGCACAGAAUCAAAAACUCAUGAAUGGUUUAUUUCUGGAAUUUUCCACUUAGUAUUUUUGGACUGUGGCUGACCAUGGGUAACUGAAACCGUGUGUAAGGGGGACUGUUGUGAGGGGCUGUGCACAAAUGCUUCCCAGCUCUUGAGGGCCUGGACGCAGUGACCCGUGCACUCAGGGUCUUGGCCCUGAUACCAUUCUGUAACCAAAAGGAACCAGGGCCAGGCCAGAGAAGGUAUCAGAUGAGCUAGAGAGUGAAGAAUUGCUGGGAUGAGGAGACUUGUUGAAAUAACACGGGGGGAUGGGAAGGAGCAUACGGUGGCCAGCCUGGGGCAGUGUGAGCGUGAAAAUAAACAGGCUGGGCGCAGCGGCUCACGCCUGCAAUCCCAGCACUUUAGGAGGCCAAGGUGGGAGGAUCACUUGAGGCUAGGAGUUCAAGACCAGCCUGGGCAACAUGGGUGAAACCCUGUCUCUACAAAACAAGAAAAGUCAGCCGUGCGUGGUGUCACCCGCCUGUAGUCCCAGAUACUCAGGAAGCUGAGGCAGGAGGAUCACUUGAGCCAGAGGUUAAGUCUGCAGUGAGCUGUGAUUGUACCACUGCUCUCCAGCCUGAGCAACAGAGCCGGACCCUGUCUCACCAAAGGAAAAAAAAAAAAAAAAAAGAAAGAAAAUUAAUUAUUGUAAUGGGCUGUAGCCCUCAGAAUAAAUUGAUAUCCAGUAGUCUAUACAACAUAAGUAAUUGCGUAAACAUGUCAGUGGGGGGAGGGCCAGGUCUGUCUUAUUAAUUCUAAUAUAGAAGAAAUUUUGGGAACAGGAAACUGCUGUUGCAGAAACCACACUGGUGACAGGUGCAGAUUACAACCCUCAGCGGGCCGGGCGCCAGUGGCUCACGCCUAUAAUCCCAACACUUUGGGAGGCCGAGGCAGGCAGAUCACUUGAGGCCAGGAGUUCAAGGCCAGCCUGGCCAACAUGGAGAAACCCUGUCUCUACUAAAAAUACAAAAAUUAGCUGGGGCUGGUGGCGUGUGUCUGUAAUCCAGCUAUUCGGGAGGCCGAGGUGGGAGAAUUGCCUAAACCAGGAGGCAGAGGUUGCAGUGAGCAGGGAUUGUGCCACCACACUCCAGCCUGGGCGACAGAACCGUCUCAAAAAAAAACCCUCAGUUGCCAUGAAGUGAGUGGUGACGUGUGGUGUGAAGCAGGUGUCUGCUGUCUUGAGAAACCUCCCCUUGAGAUGCAUAGUGACCUCCGAGGAGACAGUCAUGUCACAGCAGAACGGCAGAGGCCCCCUUAACCCAGCAGCCACCGCCGGGAGCGAGCCGCACAGGCCGCACCGACCUGGGGGCGUCCCUGAGGGCACGGUAUCACCUCUGGUUCUCUUGCCCAACUGCAUGGCCUGAAUGUAAUCCCAAGGAGACAACAGACACAGACCCAAACCGAGGAGCCUUCUGCGAAGUGACUGGCAGCGCUGGCCCAGUGUUAUGUAAGAUGUUAUUUGGGGAACUGGGUAUACACACUGUCCUAUUUUUGGAACUUUUUGGAAGUCUGAAAUUAUUUUGAAAUGAGGAAAAAAAAAUAUGCUUUGUAUGAAACUAUAGUGGAAUAGAUUGAGUCGAUUCUCGUUUCAAAAUAACUUCAAAGAGUUUCCAAUAGGCAUGAUGCCGGCAUGAAUGGUUUCAGCAGGUCACAGGCAGAGAAGCCGGAAUCCCAAAAUAGCGCCAUUGUGUGGACAACCUGACUCCUUACAAACGUGCAGUGGCUUCCCAACGCUGCCUUUGAGUUUCUGGGUCUGGCUGCUGAAUGUGUUGUGCUUAAGAAUCCAGACACCCUGCUGUUCCUGCCAGAGCUUCUCACGAGAUAUUUCGGGUAGUUCAUCAUCUGUCAUGUGCAGAAUGCAUUUUAUUUCUCAUAGACGCUUGUCAUGAUAAGCUGGCCACAUUAUUAAAAGGCUCCCAAAGACAA